AACUGGCUCCCUCGUGAACCCCUAACAAGCAUCAUUUUGGUCCCUAUCUCAGCUCUGGACGACGAUGGCCGUGUAGUGUGCGCCAGAGUCAAGAGCCCAGUGGAGAACGAUGGCCGUGAGACUGUUUGAUGCACACUGCCACCUCCAAGACCCGCGAAUCCUCAACAAGGUUCCGCAACUUAUCGCCACUUCCCUUGAUACUGGCGUAGUUCGUUUCGCUGUUAAUGGAGUCUGCGAGCGAGAUUGGCAUCUGGUUAAAGAGAUGGGUGAUCUGUAUCCUUCUGUGAUUCCCUGCUUUGGUCUCCAUCCCUGGUUUAUUUCAGAGAGGAAUCCCAACUGGUUCAACAUGCUCAAAGAAUUGUUUGAGACCACUCCCUCUGCUGCUGUUGGAGAGAUUGGUUUGGAUAAAGGUUAUCAUGGAAAGAAGAUUGAUUUCACAGACCAGGUUGAAGUAUUUCGGCAACAGCUUCAACUUGCUAAAGAAUUAAAUAGACCAGCAUCCGUUCAUUGUGUUCGCGCAUAUGGUGAUCUUCUUGAGACAAUGAAAAGCAUGGGACCUUUCCCUGCGGGUGUCAUUCUUCAUUCUUACUUAGGUUCUGCUGAGAUGGUUCCUGAAUUUGCCAAGCUUGGUGCAUACUUCUCUUUCUCAGGCUUCCUUAUGUCCAUGAAAGUGCAGAAGGCUAAACGCAUGCUGAAAGCAGUAUCUUCUGAUAGAAUUUUACUGGAGACAGAUGCCCCUGAUGCGUUGCCAAAUUCAGAUUUAGAUUCUCUAUUCUUGGUUGAUGGUGAUAAACAUACCCCUGAGAGGACUCAAGCCCAAGGAGAAAACUCUGCUUCAAACACUGCCACACUUUCUGACGAUCAUUCCCAUGCUUCAACAGAUGCAUCAUCACUACCAAAAGAAACUCUUAAUCAUCCAGCAAAUAUCCACAACGUGCUGAGUUAUGUUGCAUCUUUGCUGGACAUGCCCAAAGAAGCACUUGCAGAACUGAGUUAUAGAAAUGCAGUACGCAUAUUCUCUUACGAAGGUUCGAAGGUAUCCGAAAGCUAGUUAUCAGGAAAAGAAUUGCUAUGCGUGUUUGUCAUUAAUUUCCUGAUACUACAAUUCCACAAGAAACAAUGUAUAUGAUGUUGAAAUGUUUGCCCUGGCUUCUUAGUUUGGAGAUAUUAAUGUUGUAUUGAGCAAUGUAUAUUUGGUUUUUCACCAUCUGUAAGGUUGCAUCCUUCAUUUCACCAACUUGAUAUGGCUGCCUGUGCUUAUGGGUCUUUCAGUGUGCUUGUGGAAUAAUCGCAAUCCUUCAUCCCCAUUGCGUUAGUUUUGUAUAAUCAUAUAAAUAUUGAAUUAAAAAUUGUUUAUUUUCUA
Manihot esculenta (cassava) is the source of this 1363-nucleotide messenger RNA. RefSeq lists its product as uncharacterized. NCBI's taxonomy places the organism in Eukaryota, Viridiplantae, Streptophyta, Magnoliopsida, Malpighiales, Euphorbiaceae. Bases 110 to 1051 code for a protein of 313 amino acids. The record is from RefSeq and is a predicted model, not a curated record. Gene Ontology annotation, molecular function: hydrolase activity, acting on ester bonds. The transcript is spliced from 8 exons.